Molecule: messenger RNA, 756 nt
Organism: Oreochromis niloticus (Nile tilapia)
Lineage: Eukaryota; Metazoa; Chordata; Actinopteri; Cichliformes; Cichlidae
Exons: 7
Coding region: 73-756 (227 amino acids)
Source: RefSeq, a predicted model, not a curated record
CUUAGCUCCCAAAACUUCAGCUGCCAGACAUACCAGAUUGUCAUUCAGGCAUUUGGAAGCCAAAAGGCAUCCAUGGACAGAGACAAACAGCAAGCAGUCUUCACUCACUUCAUCAAACCUUUCCUGUCAAGAAAUGACUCAACAGAUCCUGGCUGUGUCUCAUCUAUCACGGGGAGCCAAGAGUGGCUAAAGGCAAACCUUGGCAAGUUCUCUGAUUAUGCAACUCUGCAGGACUUGCAAGCCUUCAAUCCGAAUUUAUCCACUGCUGAAUUGUUGUCAGUCCUCAGUCCUUCUCAGGUGGCACAGCUGCUACUGAGCUCUAGAGCCUCCAAUAACACAGAUUUGAUUGAUCGUGUGUUUGAGCGACUGGAAGAGGGCAACGCUCUGGAAAAUGUGGAUGAAUUCCUCACACAACUGAAAGCCAGUGAACAGAUCCCAGAUUUCCAGCCUGUUGUGAGAGAUCGGGUCAUGAAUAGGACCUUCAUCAUCAUCAGUCCACAUUUCUCCAGCUUCACGACAAAGGACUUUGAAAUUUGGUUCCAAGUGAAACUGAUUACCAUCCUUCAAGUUUUACUCCAGAAAUGCUCAAAAAUACAACCACAAACAUCAGCUGCACAAACUACCAAGUCAUUCAUCCAGGAGAUGCCACUGUACAGACGACAAGAGAUCACACAUGUUCUCCUGGGCUACCUAAGAAGUACUGAAAAUGCCAUCAAUGAGACAGGCUGGAUUGUUGUCAACACUCGAUCCCUCUGA